Messenger RNA from Ustilago hordei, 1449 nucleotides. RefSeq lists its product as uncharacterized. The transcript has a single exon. The record is from RefSeq and is a predicted model, not a curated record. Lineage: Eukaryota; Fungi; Basidiomycota; Ustilaginomycetes; Ustilaginales; Ustilaginaceae. Bases 1 to 1449 code for a protein of 482 amino acids. Gene Ontology annotation, molecular function: protein binding.
AUGACAGUCCCAAGCCACCUUGUACGUCGUAGCGCCGCUCAGCUUCUCCUCUCUCAUACUCGCAAUCUGGCCCGAUCAGCUCGAGUUGUGGCCACACCAUUCGUCACUUCAAAGAUCAACCGCUAUGCUGUCAGACACUAUGCCGUGCCAACCAACAUCCGCAUACCGGACCAGUCCGAGCUAGAUGCGUCCCUUAGCCGCAUCUUACCAUCGACCCGCUACGAUGAGGAAGCAACGACACCGAUCACGUACGAUCAAGCUUGCAGUCUAUUGUCCAAGUUGCUGGUCCAGCUGCGCACCAUUGCCGAUCUCGCGACUGUAUCUGAUCGCCAGGCCUACCAGUCCUCUGUCGACUCUGACAUCAUCGCUCAGGUUAAAGAUUGGGGCUACAACGCUGAAGAUCUCACACAACUUGCCAACACACUCCUCUCUGCAUCAGCUGAUCCGCGUCGCCAACCGCUGGCCUUCCGCCUGUUCGAGGUGGCUCAUCAGUCUGGCUCUGACGAUGCCGGCUACUACUGGGCCAGUAUGGUUUUGCAGAACACCGCGCCUCCUCCUCCUUCUGGCGAUCUCAAGGGUCGGGCUCAACAAGCUGUGAGUUUGUACCAGGAGCUGUCAGCUGCAGGUAACGCUCGUGGCUCCGUCGGUGUAGCGAGACUUCUGCUGCAACGGGUGCAAAGAGGCCAGGUUGACAAGUCCCAGUGGCCCUCACUGAUCGAUCAAGCCGUCAAGCUAUAUACGCAGGCCGGUGAGAAGGGGUUGCCAGAGGCUUGGUAUGAUCUGGCUUCGUUGUUCCAAGAAUCGCGCUUCAAUCCACCAGAUCAGGAGCGUGCGCUCAAGUAUCUUGGCAAGGGAGCCCAACUUGGGCAUUCCGGUUGCCUGUUUGCUCUCGGUAUGCAUCACCUGCUGGACGACCACAAAGGGAACAAAUCGGAGGCCUUCCGACUCUUCAAGCAGGCCGCCGAGCAGGGUGAUGCACAGAGCAUGUUCCAGGUUGGCUCCUUCUACUUCCUGGAUCGAGACAAGAUGGCACAGCAUCCCGACGUGAUGGCGGGUGAUAAGACAAUGAAGCAAGCACACAAGGAUACGUUUGGCGUCGAAGCCGACGACGACGAGGCAAGAUUCUGGCUCGAACAGUCAGCGCAGUCCGACUAUCCGCCCAGCAUUCUGCAGCUUGCGACCUUACUCAGCCAGCAUCGAGGUCUUCACCCGGGAUCUCACAAAGAGCGAGGCCUGCGUGCUGUUGAUAAAGCACAAGCCGACCAACUGUCAUAUGCGCUCCUGGCCAAGUUGCUUGCCAUCCUCAAGACUUCGGGCAACCUUCCAUCGCUUCCAUCGCAAAAGGGUCAGUGGUCCAACAGUCAAUUUAACGCGCUCAUUCCUCAAGCACAGGCGAUGUACGAGAAACUCGAAAAGAAGCUGAGCGACUCGAGCGACAAGGACCAGUGA